AAAAAAAAACAGAAAAACCUUUAUGUUGUUUUAACUUAAAAGAUGUCACCGAUGUCACAAAUGUUAGUUUUGUGAAAAAUAUUCAUUAAAAAGGAAAUUAAUUUAAUGAAUUAAAUAAAAAAAACAUAUUUUUAUUACGAAAAUGGCCAUUGUCAUCGAGACAACAAUAGGAGAUUUUACAGUUGAUUUAUUCAUAAACGAACGACCACAAACUUGUAAAAAUUUUUUAAAACUAUGCAAAAUAAAAUACUACAAUUGGAAUUUAUUCCACUCUGUACAAAGUAAUUUCAUUGCUCAAACCGGAGAUCCAACUUCCACUGGAACAGGAGGAGAAAGUAUAUAUGGAAUGAUUUUGGGUGAAAAAGCACGAUAUUUUGAAGCUGAAAAAAUGCCUAAAAUUAAGCACGAUAGAAUUGGACUUUUAUCAAUGGUUGAUUGUGGUAAUAGCAUGUUAGGUUCACAAUUUUUCAUUACAUUAGCUCCCAAUCUACAAUCUUUGGAUGGACAGCAUUGUGUUUUUGGUGAAAUUUCUGAAGGAUUAGAAAUCAUUUUAAAAUUAAAUGAAACAAUUUGUGAUGUAAAAGAUAGACCAUAUCAAGAUAUUCGAAUAACUCACACUGUUAUUUUAGUGGAUCCAUAUGAUGAUCCCUUGGGUCUUGUAAUACCUGACAGAAGUCCUGAUCCUAAUCAGCAAGUUUUAAAGAGUGAUCGAAUCGGUGCCGAUGAAAAUAUUGACGACAUGGAAGGAAUGACUACAGAUGAAAUUAUUGAAAUGCAAAAAGAAAAAGAAGCAAAAGCACGAGCAACAAUAUUAGAAAUUGUUGGUGAUUUACCCGAUGCUGAUAUGGCACCACCGGAAAAUGUUUUAUUUGUUUGUAAAUUAAAUCCCGUUACAAACGAUGAUGAUUUGGAAAUUAUUUUCAGUAGAUUUGGAGAAAUAGUAGGAUGUGAAGUAAUAAGGGACCGUCAAACUGGUGAUUCUCUUCAAUAUGCUUUCAUUGAAUUUGGCAAUCGAAAAAGUUGUGAAGAAGCAUAUUUAAAAAUGAAUAAUGUAUUAAUUGACGAUCGACGAAUUCAUGUUGAUUUCUCACAAUCAGUUGCAAAAGUUCGUUGGCGUGGAAAAGGAAAAGGAUUUCAUUAUGUUACAGAGACACCUGAAAAAAAUAAUGAAAAUUAUAAACAACAUUCAUCCAGGCACAAGGGAAGAGAAAAAUAUAAUUCAAAUCAAGAUAAUGAUAGAAGUCCCAUUUCUAAUCGUUACAAAGAACAUCAAAACAGACGCGAAUAUAAACAAGAAAAAGAGAGAAAAUCUGAUCACAAAUCGAUUCAAACUCAUAAGAGUUAUUAUUCUCACAGUCGAUCAUCAGAAAAGAAAGAUCGUAAAAAUUACAGAAGAAGUAGAAGCAGAAGUAGAGAUAGAGAAAAUUAUUAUAAAACUUCUCAUAAAGAUAAAUAUCACAAGAAAGAUAAAACAAGAAGAAGAUAAAUAAAAUAUCAGAUUAAUUAUAGACAAUUACUUUGAAAUUAUCAAAACUGGAAUUAUUUAUAUUAGAAAAUUUACGAAAUUGAAAACAAUAAAACAAUGAAAUACAGUA
Messenger RNA from Leptopilina boulardi, 1595 nucleotides. RefSeq names its product peptidyl-prolyl cis-trans isomerase-like 4. Gene Ontology annotation, biological process: protein peptidyl-prolyl isomerization. The record is from RefSeq and is a predicted model, not a curated record. Gene Ontology annotation, cellular component: nucleus. The transcript is spliced from 4 exons. Bases 143 to 1486 code for a protein of 447 amino acids. Gene Ontology annotation, molecular function: peptidyl-prolyl cis-trans isomerase activity; RNA binding. Lineage: Eukaryota; Metazoa; Arthropoda; Insecta; Hymenoptera; Figitidae.